CAGAGAGAAAGAUAGUGUAACCUCCCAGGGGGAAAAAAAAAAAAAAAAAAAAAAAAACAUGGUCCAGCCUCUAUCAGGGCAGAAAAGAUUCAGGACAGAGAAGUGAGAGGCUGGGAAGAUCACUAUCAGGUUUGCAAAGAGCAAGUAGGCUAAAAAGUUUUCUGCGUAGUCAUCAUACUGCAGUGGAAUAAAAGGUGGAGGAAAGGGGUCAUUUUGUAGUCUAGUCAGGUGAGGAUUAGAAACUUCAGGAGUCGACCCAGAAAUCCCAUAAGUUCAAUGAUGAUGAAAUUUGAAGAAAAGCCUGAGGGCAAUGGAAGCCUUGUAGAAAAGAGUGAGCCUUUCCUAGGUAAGAAGCACCAGGCAGAUGGGAAACCAGUAGCAAAUGGGAAGGCUGAGGUCUCUGAAAGGCAGGAGGCAAAUGGGAAGUAUGAUAUGCCCAGAAAAAGCCUCAAAACAUACAGCUGGCAUGAGAUUCAGAGACACAACCAGGAGACUGACCAGUGGCUGGUGAUCAAUCGCAAGGUCUACGAUGUUACCGGCUGGGCGGACAGGCAUCCAGGGGGGCGCCGGGUCCUCACCCACUGUGCUGGGGAAGACACCACGGAUGCCUUCAGAGCCAUGCAUCCGAACCUUGACAUUGUGCGGUUGUACCUUAAACCACUGCUCAUUGAAGAGCUUGUCCCAGAAGAGCCCAAUCAGGAGAGAAACAAAAACCCUCAGUUGGUGGAAGAUUUCCAAGAACUGCGGAGGACAUUAGAGGCUAUGAAUAUGUUCAAUGCCAACCUGGGGUUCUUCUUCCUGCACCUCGCCCAGAUCUUGAUUUUGGAAGUCCUGGCUUGGGCAAUGGUGUGGCAUUUUGGCAGUGGCUGGCUUAUUACAAUAUUCAUUUCCUGUCUUCUCACAGUUUCUCAGGCUCAAAGUUUAUUUCUGCAGCAUGACACUGGACACCUUUCCAUCUUUAAGAAGUCCAGGUGGAACCACCUGAUGCACAAAUUCGUGACGUGUCACCUCAAGGGCCUAUCAACACACUGGUGGAAUUACCGGCACUUCCAACAUCAUGUAAAACCAAACAUCUACUCCAAAGACCCAGAUAUUGAUACGGGCCCACUUUUUGUUCUUGGAGAUUCACUACCUAUCAAGUAUGGCAAGAAGAAAAUCAAAUACAUCGACUACGAGAAGCAGCAUCUGUACUUCUACAUGAUUGGGCUUCCCCUUUUCAUGCCCGUAUAUAUCAACCUGAAAUCCAUGCAAGUGAUGUACCUUUGGAGGUACUGGGAGGACAUUGCCUGGGUCAGCAGCUUUUACAUGCGCUAUUUCAUCACGUUUGGCCGUUUCUAUGGAAUCUUGGGAACCAUGGUGCUCAUAUAUUUAGUCAAGUUUCUUGAAAGUCCCUGGAUUGCAUAUGUUACCCAGAUGAGCCACAUACCAAUGAAAAUGAGCGGAGAGGAGAACAAUGACUGGCUCAGCACUCAGGUCGUGGCCACCUGUAAUGUCGAACAGUCCUUUUUCAAUGACUGGUUCACUGGGCACUUGAACUUCCAAAUUGAGCACCAUCUGUUCCCCACGAUGCCGCGCCACAAUUAUCACCAGGUGGCGCCUCUGGUCCGGUCGCUAUUUGCCAAGCACGGACUGCAGUACGUGAACAAGCCCAUGCUGAAGGCAUUUGGAGAUAUCGUCAGAGACUCAGAGGUGCUUUUUCUUUUAAUACUAGAGAAGAGGAAUAGUGAUGCUUUGGAGUACAGAAGAGAAUAAAAUGAAAGAAAAAAUCUCCAUAUAGAAAAGGGCCUUGAAGAAAUCCGCAGCCCUCUGGGUGGAAGCUUAUUACACAUAACCAGAGACAUGACGCGGACAUGCCUGUGUCAAAGAGAAAACCACAGGCCCAAAGGUGUCACCUGUGCUAAAGCCCAUAAUACCAAACCUCUACAAUACCUGACUUAAUUGCAGUUUCAACCUUCCCCAGAAAUAUAAUCUUAAACACCUAGUCUGGAAUUUUCUGAUCAGCACAGAGGAGGUCAUCAGUCACGUGGUUCCUCUCCAUCCCUGCCACCCGCCCCCCCCCACCCAGGAAGAAGAGGUGAUCUGCAUGAUAAAACCCUUGUCAUUCCCUCUCCCUUCCCCCCAGAAAAGAAGGUAUCUGGCCUAAAACUACUUUGCUAAUAGCAUCCUUGCCUCUCCCUUCUUCCUAUAAAAAUCUUCCAGGUAUAAAACCCCUCAGAGCCUCCUUCCUUUACUAACUGGGAUCCUGCCUGAUUUAUGAAUCUUUGAAUAAAGCCAAUGAA
Molecule: messenger RNA, 2279 nt
Organism: Hippopotamus amphibius kiboko
Lineage: Eukaryota; Metazoa; Chordata; Mammalia; Artiodactyla; Hippopotamidae
Product: fatty acid desaturase 2-like protein FADS2B
Exons: 13
Coding region: 277-1752 (491 amino acids)
Biological process (GO): lipid metabolic process
Cellular component (GO): membrane
Molecular function (GO): oxidoreductase activity, acting on paired donors, with oxidation of a pair of donors resulting in the reduction of molecular oxygen to two molecules of water
Source: RefSeq, a predicted model, not a curated record